UGAAGAAAUGUCAAAUAUUUUAGACAGUGACAGAAACGAAAAACUUGGUUUGACACUUAGAAUACAAAAAAAUUGUUUUUGUACCAUUUUUGCAUUCAAAUGACUUCUGGCAAGGAUACGAUGGGUGAACAGCCUAUCUUCACAUGCAAAGCUCAUGUCUUCCACAUUGACCCGAAGACCAAGAGGUCAUGGAUGCCAGCUUCAAGUUCGGCCGUCAGUGUAUCUUUUUUCUACGAUUCGUCCAGAAGCUUAUACCGAAUAAUCAGCGUCGAGGGUCAAAAGGCAGUUAUCAAUAGUACUGUUACACCAAACAUGACCUUUACCAAGACUUCACAAAAGUUUGGGCAAUGGUCUGAUGUCAGAGCCAAUACUGUAUACGGACUGGGAUUCUCAUCUGAAGCUGAACUGCAGAAAUUUAUAGAUAAAUUUAAUGACGUGAAAGAGGCAACGCGGUCGGCAAUAAGUAAAGUAACUGCCAAUGGAGGAGCUGCUGUGACUCCCGUAACUAGUGCAAAUGCAAGCCCGAUUACUGCCAGAGCUGCCAUCGCAGCAGAUUCUUCCACAGACAAUUUGUUGGAGCCACCAG
Molecule: messenger RNA, 586 nt
Organism: Leptinotarsa decemlineata (Colorado potato beetle)
Lineage: Eukaryota; Metazoa; Arthropoda; Insecta; Coleoptera; Chrysomelidae
Gene: homer
Product: homer protein
Biological process (GO): G protein-coupled glutamate receptor signaling pathway
Molecular function (GO): G protein-coupled glutamate receptor binding
Source: RefSeq, a predicted model, not a curated record